AUGUCUUAUAAAGGCUUUAUAAACUGUAACAGUCGUGUCUCCAAAGAAGAGCAGGAGUUUUAUGAUUUAAAAAAUAAAGCUGCUGAAUAUUAUAGGGCAAACGGCGUCCCACAGAAGAUGGAGGGUGUCCUGAACGACAUGUUCUUUGAUAAGCCCGAUGAUAUUUACGGUUACCUGGUAUGACUGCCAAUGUAUUGAUUCCUGAACUGCUGACCAACAUAUUAGCAUGCUUGCUAUCUAGCUAGCUAAGUGAAUGUUAAGUUAAUCAGCUAACUUACUGGAGCCAGAAGUCAUGUGUAAAUGCGGGCAAGUGUUUGGGUGCUGAAAUGCGUAGUUUUUGAUAAAAACUCAAUUUUAUGUGAUGUCGGAGCUCAAGUCUGCCCUAGUAGUGGCUGCUCAACUCCAUCGUAAAUCGUGGAGUUGAGUUUAGUCAGAUAGCUAAGUUAGCUUCUGUAGCUGACUCAAGGGUAACGUUAUUUAGUCUUAGCUUACCUUGUAAAACAAAACACAGCUAUCAAACGUUAGCUAGCCAAAAUUAAUCGAUGUUGGCUCUAGCCGAGCACUAGUGUUAGUUAACCCGAUUUGCUAAUCAUCUGAUGACCAAAUCAUGCCCUUGAUUAGGCCUAGUUGAAUCAGUAACGUUAAUCCUGCUGGGCUGUGGCAGUGCAGUGCACCGGCUGGUGUCCAGGUUGUUGUUUCUUUCUGCUGUGAUUAUUAAAAGUUUUAUGACAUUUUCUAGGCAAAUUACUUCUCAAAAUUCUCAACGCCACCUGUGAUAAGCAGACUAUUGGGGAAAGAAAUGUAUGAUGGAAAGGGUCAACUAUCCAUCCAGGCACAGGUCCUCUGCAUCAUUAAAAACGAAGAAAAGGUAAGUUCAUUAGCAAGCUAGCUAGCGAGUUCUGUUUUCCUUGUACUAGGUUCUUUUCAGUUUUGUGCAUCCUCUCCUUGUUGGAAAUUGAAGUAGCCGACUCACUUCCCAAAUGUUCAAUUCAUAUAGCCAAAUGUGUGAUCAAUUUGUGUAGAGGUUGCAAUAGGCAGUGGUGGAAAAAGUACCCAAUCGUCAUACAUGAGUAAAAGUGAAGAUGCCUUAAUAGAAAAUGACUCAAGUAAAAGUGAAAGUCACCUUGUAAAAUCUUACUUGAAUAAAAAUAUAAAAGUAUUUGGUUUUAAAUAUACAUAAGGAUCAAAAGUACAAUAUACUUAAGUAUCUUAAGUAAAAGUAAAAGUAUAAAUCAUUUCAAAUUCCUUAUAUUAAGCAAACCAGACUGCACCAUUUUCUUGUUUUUAUUUGUUUACAGAUAGCCAGGGGCACACUCCAACACAUCAUUUACAAAUUAAGCAUGUGUUUAGUUGAUCAGCCAGAUCAGACACAGUAGGGAUGACCAGGGAUGUUCUCUUGAUAAUAAGUGUGUGAAUUCGACAAUUUUCUGUCCUGCUAAUCAUUGGAAUUUGAGACAUAACAGUAUAGUAAUGUUUGACAUGACAGUAUCGGGGCUCUUCAGCCAUACAGGGAACGCUAAUGUGAAGAGGCAGCUGGGGAAACAAGCAGGCUAGGAGGGUAGUGAUCAGAGGACAGCCACUGACCCCUGCCCCUUGCCAUUUCAGUUUUUCAGUAUUUUAGGCUGGGGAAGUGAGAUGUGACUCCAUGAAUUGAGGGCAGAGCAAGGCUACCAAAGAAACAUAAUCAUGAACUAUCAGUUCUUACUAACAGUUGCCUCUACAAAGCCUGGGUAUUAAUUUACAUCAGACUGUGCUGAGGCCAGCAGUUUUAUACUGAACAAAAAUAUAAAUGCAACAUGCAACAAUUUCAAAGAUUUGAUUGAGUUACAGUUCAUAGAAGGAAAUCAGUCAAUUCAAAUAAAUUAAUUAGGCCCUAAUCUAUGGAUUUCACAUGUAAUAAUAAUAAUAAUAAUAAUAAUAAUAAUAAUAAUAUGCCAUUUAGCAGACACUUUUAUCCAAAGCGACUUACAGUCAUGCUUGCAUACAUUUUUUUUUUGUGUAUGGGUGGUCCCGGACUGGGCAGGGGUGCAGCCAUUGGUGGGCCUGGGAGGGCAUAGGCCCACCCACUGGGAAGCCAGGCCCAGCCAAUCAGAAGUAGUCUUUCCCCACAAAAGGGCUUUAUUACAGACAGAAAUACUCCUCAGCACCCCCCCCCCCCCCCUCCCCCUCCUCAGACGAUCCCGCAGGUCCUGGCCCGGCGUGGUUACACGUGGUCUGCGGUUGUGAGGCCGGUUUGAUGUACUGCCAAAUUCUCUAAAACUACGUUGGAGUCGGCUUAUGGUAGAGAAAUGAACAUUAAAUUAUCUGGCAACAGCUCUGUUAGACAUUCCUGCAGUCAGCAUGCCAAUUGCACACUCCCUCAAAACUUGAGACAUCUGUGGCAUUGUGUUGUGUGACACAACUCCACAUUUUAGAGUGGCCUUUUAUUGUCCCCAGCACAAAGUGCACCUGUGUAAUGAUUAUGCUGUUUAAUCAGCUUCUUGCUGAUAUGCCACACCUAUCAGGUGGAUGGAUUAUCUUGGAAAAGGAGAAACACUUUACAUGUUGCGUUUAUAUUUUGUUCAGUAUAGAUCCGACACAGAAACCCUCUCUCACAGUCAACAGAGAAAAAACUUGGCGUAAGGGACAUAGUAGUGGCUUUAGCAGCCUUUAGAGUGAUGCUCUUGGAUUAUUACCAUGCCCAUUUGGCAGAUACAGUGAGAUGGCUGAUGGUAAUUUGCCAUAACAGGGAACAGCGAGGCUAAUGGUUAACCUAAAGGGAGAGAGAGAGCGAGAGAGGAGAGUGGAUAUUAACUCAGAUAGUCCACCUUCUAACCAUGCUGCUGGCUUCAGGUCAGUGGGAGGUGCCUGUGUCAGCGCUGCCUGCUUCAGUACUCAUCACAGUCUGGGACCGCUCUAAGAUGGCAGCCGAGGCAGAGGGAGGCACAAAUCCAAAUCCUUUACUUUCCCGCUUCAGUGCAACAUUUGAAUUGUUUCACACAUUGGGCCAUGUUAAAUCAGUGCAGAGUGCAAUGCUUUUGACUUCAGCUGUUUUUGAUUGACUUAUUACACAGUGACACUUAGGUUAAACCAAAACAAAUCUCUAUUGUUUGUUGACAUUGGGCCCGAUUCAGACUUAGGAAAUGUAUGCCUUUCAUACGCCUUUCUUUCAUACUUCUUAGUAGUUGGUAUUCAGACUUACCUUGUGAAAGUGCAUAAAGGGCUUUGCAGGCGUGGUUCCCUUGCGCGUGCUGUAUAAAUGUAAUUCAACUGCUGAAAACCCUCCCGCUUACUGGACAACAGAUGUUCUCAUGGAGUUUUCAUUCAAUAGGGUUUUCAGUGCAUUUAUCUAAAGCCAUCCGUUUAAAUUUUUUGGAAAGACCCACAUAUAAUGGUGCCGGAGGAGAUGGCUGCCGUUUUACGGGCUCCUAACCAAUUAUGCUAUUGUGUUUGUUUUUUUGCGUUAUUUGUAACUUAUUUUGUACAUAAUGUAUUUGCCACCGUAUCUUAUGAUCGAAAAGAGCUUCUGGAUAUCAGGACAGCGAUUACUCACCUCGUACUGGACGAAGAUUUUUUCUUUAACGAGUCGGACGCAAAGGAUUUAAUUCAGACACCAGACAAGGCCCAAAUCCCUGUCAUUCGCAUGAAGAAGAGACGGAGAUAUCAGGGACUUUGGUCGGGGUGCCUUGUAAGGAUCCGACGGCAAGUGGGUAAUCUGCCUCUACCAUCAGUCCUAUUAACCAACGUACAAUCUUUGGAUAAUAAAAUGGAUGACCUCCGAUCAAUAAUAUCCUACCAACGGGAAUUAAAAAACUGUAAUAUCUUAUGUUUCACCGUGUCGUGGCUGAACGACGACAUUGAUAACAUAGAGCUGACGGGGUUUUCGGUGCAUCGGCAAGAUAGAACAGGUGCCUCCGGUAAGACAAGGGCUGGCGGUCUGUGUAUAUUUGUAAAUAACAGCUGGUGUACAAAAUCUAAUAUUAAGGAAGUCUCAAGGUUUUGCCUGCCUGAGUUAGAGUAUCUCGUGAUAAGCUGUAGACCACACUAUUUACCAAGAGAGUUUUCAUCUAUAUUUUUCGUAGCUGUCUAUUUACCACCACAAAGGCCAUAAGCAAACAAGAAAAUGCUCAUCCAGAGGCGGCGCUCCUAGUGGCCAGGGGCGUUAAUGCAGGGAAACUUUUACCUAAUUUCUACCAGCAUGUUAAAUGUGCAACCAGAGGGGAAAAAACUCUAGACCCCCUUUACUCCUCACACAGAGACGCGUACAAAGCUCUCCCUCGCCCUCCAUUUGACAAAUCUGACCAUAAUUCUGUCCUCCUGAUUCCUGCUUACAAGUAAAAACUAAAGCAGGAAGUACCAGUGACUCAGUUAAUAAGGAAGUGGUCAGAUGACGCAGAUGCUAAGCUACAGGACUGUUUUGCUAGCACAGACUGGAAUAUGUUCCGGGAUUCUUCCGAUGGCAUUGAGGAGAACACCACAUCAGUCACUGGCUUCAUCAAUAAGUGCAUCGGUGACGUCGUCCCCACAGUGAGCGUAUGUACAUACCCCAACCAGAAGCCAUGGAUUACAGGCAACAUCUGCACUGAGCUAAAGGGGAGAGCUGCCACUUUCAAGGAGUGGGACUCUAACCCGGACGCUUAUAAGAAAUCCUGCUAUGCCCUCCGACGAACCAUCAAACAGUUAAAGCGUCAAUACAGGACUAAGAUUGAAUCGUACCACACCGGCUCCGACGCUCGUCGGAUGUGGCAGGGCUUGCAAACUAUUACGGACUACAAAGGGACGCACAGCCGCGAGCUGCCCAGUGACACAAGCCUACCAGACGAGCUAAAUUACUUCUGUGCUCGCUUCGAGGCAAGCAACACUGAAGCAUGCAUGAGAGCAUCAGCUGUUUCAGAUGACUGUGUGAUCACGCUCUCCGUAGCCGAUGUGAGUAAGACAUUUAAACAGGUCAACAUUCACAAGGCCGCAGGGCCAGACGGAUUACCAGGACGUGUACUCCGAGCAUGCGCUGACCAACUAGUAAGUGUCUUCACUGACAUUUUCAACCUGUCCUUGACUGAGUCUGUAAUACCAACAUGUUUCAAGCAGACCACCAUAGUCCCUGUGCCCAAGAACACUAAGGUAACCUGCCUAAAUGACUACUGACCCGUAGCAUUCACGUCUGUAGCCAUGAAGUGCUUUGAAAGGCUGGUCAUGGCUCACAUCAACACCAUUAUCCCAGAAACCCUAGACCCUCUUCAAUUUGCAUACCUCACCAACAGAUCCACAGAUGAUGCAAUCUCUAUUGCACUCCACACUGCCCUUUCCCACCUGGACAAAAGGAACACCUACGUGAGAAUGCUAUUAAUUGACUACAGCUCAGUUUUCAACACCAUAGUGCCCUCAAAGCUCAUCACUAAGCUAAGGACCCUGGGACUAAACACCUCUCUCUGCAACUGGAUCCUGGACUUCCUGAUGGGCCGCCCCCAGGUGGUAAUGGUAGGUAACAACACAUCUGCCACGCUGAUCCUCAACACGGAGGCCCCUCAGGGGUGUGUGCUCAGUCCCCUCCUGUACUCCCUGUUCACCCAUGACUGCAUGGCCAAGCACGACUCCAACACCAUCAUUAAGUUUGCCGACGACACAACAGUGGUAGGCCUGAUCACCGACAACGAUGAGACAGCCUAUAGGGAGGAGGUCAGAGACCAGGCCGUGUGGUGCCAGGAUAACAACCUCUCCCUCAAGGUGAUCAAGACAAAGGAGAUGAUUGUGAACUACAAGACAUGGAGGACCGAGCACACCCCCAUUCUCAUCGACAGGGCUGUAGUGGAGCAGGUUGAGUAUUUCAAGUUCUUUGGUGUCCACAAAAUAUCAUGGUCCAAACACACCAAGACAGUCAUGAAGAGGGCACGACAAAGCCUAUUCCCCCUCAGGAGACUGAAAAGAUUUGACAUGGCUCCUCAGAUCCUCAAAAAGUUAUACAGCUGCACCAUCAAGAGCAUCCUGACUGGUUGCAUCACCGCCUGGUAUGGUAACUGCUCGGCCUCCGACCGCAAGGCACUACAGAGGGUAGUAUGUAAGGCCCAGUACAUCACUGGGGCCAAGCUUCCUGCCAUCCAGGACCUCUAUACCAGGCUGUGUCAGAGGAAGGCCCUAAAAAUUGCCAAAGACUCCAGCCUAUGCAUAGUCACUUUACCUCUAUCCACAUAUACAUAUUACCUCAAUUACCUCGACUAACCUGUGCCCCCGCAGGUACAGGUACCCCCUGUACCCCCUUACUGCUGCUCUUUAAUUAUUAUUAUAUAUAUAUAUAUAUUUUUUACUUAUAUAUUUUUUACUUAACACUUACUUUUCUUAAAACUGCAUUGUUGGUUAAGGGCUUGUAAGUAAGCAUUUCACUGUAAGCUCUACACCUGUUGUAUUCGGCACGUGACAAAUACAAUUUGAUUUGAUUUAGAAAAUAUGUAGAGAACGGUUCAGAAUAUUAGGGAUCAUAUUAAGAAAAGCCAUGUAUGCCUAAAUACAUGCAUAUUCGUCUCCUUUUCAGCACCAAUUGGUAGAUAAAAAAAUACUCUGAUCUAUAUUAUUGAAGGUUAGGAAAGUAUUCAUGAAUAAUAAUAAAAAACAGGUUUGGACAGCCUUUAUGCACAAAAUAUAUUGGUGAAUCAAAAAACGGUGUUUCGAUUCAUCCUGAAAGUUGCCAUAUUCAAUUGUUCAACCAUGAAAUAUUGGAAGGUGAGAAAAGUGUACAAGAGGGGUUGAACAGUAGCCCUAUAAAUCUACCCUAAUAAUCCUCACUAAUCAUGGAACUGUGAUGACAACGGUCCAGUCGACGUGAACUGUGUGCCCCAGGCUCCAGGUUUAAACUGCUAUGUAUGGUCUGCGUUCCAUAAUGAUUCAAAUAGGCUACAUGUCCCAAAUUAUUGCACAAUUUGUAAUACGUUAGUCUAAUAUGAUCCACUAUUGCUAGCGAUCCUCAGGAACUACCACACGAACAUGAAUGAGGAAAGAAAGGUAAACUAACGAUGUAAUGAAAUGAUGCAAAAUGUAAGGAAACUAACACUAAAGUGACAGUUAUAAAUGUAUGUGGGUAUAACUGACGGUGGCUACCGAUAGUGGCUAAUAUUUAACACGAUACAAAUUGUAAAGCAUACAGUGAAAAGUCAGGGCAUAUAAUUAAAACCUUCUAGAAAUCAUAAAUCAACUCGGUAGGUUUGGCGCUAUACGGUAAUUUGCGCAUGGCUACAGAAGCAUAUAGCUUGUGUCUCCAAACUUCAUCUUUGCAAGUUAUAAGGCCAGCAUUUCAUAAAAUUCACAGUGGAAAAGGUAAUAUGUUGAUAUGCUUCAGUUUGCUGCCAUAUGACUGGUUUCACAUUUAUCUCCAGCGAUCAUAAGAUAGGCCUAAAAUAGAUCUAAAACAAUUGUCAUUUAUAUUUACAAUCCCAUUAUCCAAACGGCUUACUCAUUCACCUAGCUCUUUUCAAGAGCUGUUAUCAAUUUGUAAAUUACAGUUCAUGGAGAAUGGUGUUAUUUCUAAAUGGAAAAGGUGGAGGUAUCUGUAGACACAUCUCCGCCACACCUUCAUUUAUUUGAUCUCCACCCCAAAUGAAUAGCUGGUGUUAGCAUGCUAUUCUCAUGCUUAAGUUCAAGGUCAGAAGCAUGGAGAUAAAAGUGUAUAAAAAAGGAACUACGUUCCAUUUACGCACGCUUAACUCGGGUCGGAAUUCCCCCCCAUAUGAAUAGACAUAUGAUAAUCAUUUGUUGGUAUUGGAGGAGUGACCAUAGUGCAAUUUUUUUAAAAUAUCACUAUGGAAGUGACAUUCAGAACUUUAUGGUUUCCAUGUGAUGUUGGCACAAGGAUUGAGUAAAGUCUCUGUUCAUUAUGGUAAAAGUUGUUACAGACCGUUACUGUAUAUCAUGGUAUCCCUAGGACUAUUGUAGAUUAUGUAGUAGACAGCAUCAUCAUUCUUCUAAAAGGCGUCAUAGUAGGUUUUGCCUCACUGUCCACCCAUUGCUUUUUCUUGCUAAAAUGUCCCCCUUGUCUUUGUGUUUAGACAACAUGUUCUGCGGUGAUAUCAAGCCACAGUGAGGUCCUCGACAACAGUUUCCAGGACCCAAGUGGUGUGACCAAUAUCAACAAUGAUAAGAGGAGGGAUUCUGUGAUGGCCGCUCUCCACUGGAUCGAUGAAUCACUGAACACAAUCCUAAAGGGCUCUGAUCCCUGCGACCAGACAGGAGUGGAUAAAAUACUUAGGUACGCAUCCUCUCUAAAGUUCUGUGCACAGAUAUGUUUGUGAAACAAGUAGUUGUCAAUACUGAAAGUCAAGAUAUUGGUGAUUAAUGAUUAUCAGAUAUUAUUAGCAGACUGCAGAAAUAUUUUUUUACAGGUAUUGUUGGAUAUUUAACUAAUAACUAUAAAAACAAGCUUGCCGAAAUACCCCCAGGUCUAUUAAAUUAAGUCAAGGUCAAUGUUUGAUGAAUCAUAGCAUAAUCAAAACAGAGUUAGUCUAGACCAGGGGUGUCAAACUCAAUCAGCGCACGGGCCAUAUUGAAAAAUCUAAUCAAAAAUAUUGACCCUAAUAAAAACGUUUUUAAUAACUCCAAAUAACAAAAACGUAUCUAGGUUGUAACAUUUAAACUUAAAAUAUGUUUGUCAUUUUUUGGCACUGCAUGGAUCACAGGUGCGGUUGAAUGCAGCAUUGCUAUAUGGUGCACUCAGAAUGUCUUGUAGUUGAGUAGCAACAUUUUAGUAGCCUAGCUAGGACUGUGUACACUUUCCCUCUGCUGCGCGUUGUAAACCGGUCACACAUGAAAGCAGCGCAAAUGACAUUGAAUUCACCCAAUGCAAGUGCAUCAGGCUGUAAUUUCAUAAAGUAGAUGACUCAACUGUUUACAUAUUUAUACUCGCUGUGUGUCCUAUUGUCCUUCCGCGUGUGUGUGAAUCCUUUAUCUUUUAACUUUUUGACAACCAAGAUGACAUUUUCUGUAGGCUACAGCAAUGACCCGUUAGAACUGAAACUUGGCAUGAACAUUUAGCCUACAACAUGUUUAAAGUUUUGGUCCGGUAGAACAUUAGGUUGAUGGUGUGUGGGUCUGGGAGGAGGGGGGUGUGUGGAAUAUUUUUCAUCUUUGUCUCCUCAAGUUGGAUGGCAUAGCUUGUAGUGCCAAGGCUUGUAUUACAGUGCAUGCAUAUUAGAUUAUUUGUAAGACAUGGCGUUUCUCCAAGUGGCAGCAUUAGCUGUAAUGAUCACAUAAUAUGAUCUCACAGAGAUUGGCAUCCCUGGGGAGUCAUGAGGGCACUAGGUUAGAGGGAGGAGUGGUCACUGCUUAGCUUUACCCCUGACCCUAGCGCAGACUGUGCCAAGAUGCCAAAGCCUAGCAUGGCAUUGCCCUAUGCUGAACUGCUGUCGUUCUCUCCUCUUGGCAGAACUGCAAUAUCGAAUUAGAUACCCUUGCCUAAAGGGUAUUGCGUUAAUGAUACAAACAUGAAAGUCAUACAAUUUUCAGCUAGGUUGUUUCUGAAAAAGUCUUGAUUUGGUAUACACUGAGUGUACAAAACAUUAGAAACACCUUCCUAAUGUUGAGUUGCAACCCCUUUUGCCCUCAGAACAGCCAUGAUUUGGAAAGGCACACACCUGUCUAUAUAAGGUCCCAAGUUAAUAAAUAGCUUUUUGUGAAUUUUCAUUGUUGGACAUAAAAGACUAAAAACACCAGGAAAUCAGCUCCAAGUCAUUUUAAUUAGGGACAUCUGUUCCAAAGGAUUCCCACGCAUAAUAGAGAGAUACUGUAUAUGUUAUCAUAUACAAAUGUAAGCAAGGUUUGAAAUUAUUAUGUUUUUAGUCAAACAUUAUGUCUGUUUGGCAGGGCCGGUCCUGGCCAUUCUAUCCCGAGCCAGACCAAAAAAAAUGCCAAUAGUCCCAGUAAGCAAAAUGAUGUUGAAAAGACGUCUAAAAUACGUAUUUUUCCAGACGUUGAAGUUAGGUUAAAUUUAGGUUCUACAUUUACGUCAUUUAGCAGACGCUCUUAUCCAGAGCGACUUACAGGAGCAAUUAGGGUUAAGUGCCUUGCUUAAGGGCACAUCGACAGAUUUUUCACCUAGUCGGCUCGGGGAUUAGAACCAGCGACCUUUCGGUUACUGGCACAACGCUCUUACCCACUAAGCUACCUGCCGCCCUGAAUGAAAGGUGAAAAUAAGUAUUUUCCAGACGUUGAAAUCAGGUAAAUUUUCGGUUCUGAAUGAACGUUGAAAAGACUUCAUUUAUAGACAUCUAUGUUUGCGCCAAAUCAAGGCUGGAUGUCUAUGAUUGGUUCAGAUUUGUUCUGGGCCGGACCAAAAUCCAACGUCCGUGGACGUGGAAAUCAAGGCCGGUAUAUCACACACUGCAGUUGAGGAACAAUGGUAAAGUAAUUCUGCUUUGAAAGUUGAUAAACUUGUAACCCCGCUUUUGAGAAAAUGGGCCUUGAAUGUUUUGGUACACCUACUGGAGAGCCCUUCUUUGUCUACACCUAUUCAGCAUCGUUCACACCCUCUUAAGCUUUAGCCCCACCCAUCUCUUUAAGAUCAACAACCAAAAAUGUCUAAACUAAAAGUGGUGAAAGUAGUAGCCUACAAUAAGGAAAAACUCCAGGUAAAAACACUUUAUCUAGCCCUUGGCCUAUAUCAUAAUUUGACUUAAAUUUAAAGUGUCCAGAUAAAAAUAUUGUAUAAUAUUAUAUAAUUAUUAGAUGAUGCUUACCCAGACACUUGUCUAAAUUGAUGGGUAAUGUGAAAGAAAUGCUAUAACCACCCCCAGCCACAUCUAGCUAAGUGGAUGGGUCACUAUUGUCAAGACAUGUACACAUGUUCAUCAAAUACAAUAGAUGGCCGUAGUCACCCCCAGACACACCUGGUUAACUUGAUGGGUCAUGUAAUCAUUCUCUUGCCAAGUGGAGUCUUUUGUUAAGACAUGUAGCUAGUUAGCUAGCUAAACAAUGAACCAUAAUCCCAACCCAUAGCUACAGUACAAACAGAUUGGCAUAGCUAGCCACCAUCCAUGAAAUGCUGGAGUAUGAAUCUGCAGGUACACAGCUAACCAACUAGGUUCAAUGUUAACUAGCUAGCUAGCUAACAUUAGGCUAUAACUAGCAAUGCAAAUUGAUUUUCUGAGAUAAAAAUAAUAUUACUACACAGAUCAUACACGUAAUGUCAGCUAGCGAGGCACCAAGCUAACUUUCGCAACCUAGCGAACAGUCCGCUUUAACUUGCAAUGAAAACGACUUUCUGAUAAAAUUUGAAAAGUAUAAUAUCUGAAAAUGUAGCUAGACUCUUACCCGUAUACAUGGAUGAACGCUUCACGGCAGCGUGUCUUUUCCGUUUGGUUUGUAGCUAGCUACAGCUUGUUUGGCCCGGUGUUGUGUCAAGUCACUCCGGUCAACCAUGUGCAGAAAAUAACGUUAGUCCAUCACAACUUUUUUCCCAUUGAUCUUUGUCAGUAGCGCCUGCUAAAUUCUGCAGUUCACAAUGGCUAACAUUAUAUCUUUCAAAAAAGCCGCAGUAGCAAGGAUUAUCUACACAUACUGAGCAGCUCAUGUUAUAGACAAAUGCGUGUUACAUGCAGACCAAUCCGAACUCAUCUUUCGGCAUGUUCAGCCCAGCCAUUAUCUCAGCCAAUCAUGGCUAACGGGAGGGUUCCUGUCUUUUUCCUUGGCUAAACCAACUAGGCUCUUAAUUUAACCAUUUUAUUUGUAUUUACAGAUGGCAUACAAGUUUGUUAUUAAGGCACAUGAAAGUUCAAAUAUUCCAGAAGGCAUUUCAGCCAACAAACGCAUAAAAAAUAAAUAAAUAAAAUCUUAAAAUGUCUCUCCUGUGAAGUAGUGGCGUGCGACAUACGCCUUGCUUCUUGAAACGGGUCACAUUUGUAAAACACCAAAAAAAGACGUUGCCCGUGCUGGGGUGUAGCAAUGGAAUUUUAUGAAUGCCCAUAGAUUGCAUGAAUGCCCAUGGAUGUGGUAGCCCUACCAUUUGUAAAACAGGCUGUUGCAUUGGCUUUAUUAGUCCUGAUUCCUGUGACUAAUCAAUUUGUCUAUUUAAGCUCUGAAUAUCAGCUACCCAACUUUAUCAGGAGGAGUUAUCCUGAGCAUAUUUGCAAUGUGUUUACACAGCGGGAAAUGCAGAAGUAUUUGUAUUUAUUUUUCGCUAUGAUCAGCUCGUAAAAAAUUGACAGAUACAUACUUGAAACCACUGAUCAUGACAAUUUAGCCCACGGGAUGACAAGACAGCAGUUGUGAGUAGCCUGAUUGUCCAUUCCAUAUUGUCCAUUUUACUUUGACCUGUCCUGUUUUUAGGAUAUGUUGUUUGUUAACAUGUCCGCUAAUUUUUUAUUUGAUUCGGUGUCAUUUAGGUAAGGCUAUUGUCAUACAUUUUAUCUCCAGCCUGUAGGCUACAGAAAAGGGCCCAUACUCAUUCUACCAUAUGCUAUAUCUGCUAUAUGAUUUAUGUUAGAUUCGUUCUUUGAUGGAAUGUUGGUGGAGCGCUGCAGUGAUGCGUCUCUCCAACAGCACACUGGAGAUGCACGCUGGAAAUGGACAUGAUAAAUAUUUUGCAUCCCUUUCUUUGACAAAGUGGGCACUGCUUAUCACAGGGCGGCAUCAGCGCUCACUUAAAAAGCCCACAUGCCACUGGUUGAGAGAAAUGGUCUGUUUUUGGGCAGAAUUAUGGGAGGUUUUAUGUGUUGUUGGAGGUGCGUCUUGGUCAGUUUAGCUCAGAAAAUGCCGCCCUUGUCAAUCUGCCGCCAUGUCAGAGCCAAUCAUAUCGUUACAGUUUUCUUAUUGGCCCCUUUUUACCAUCCUUACAUAAACCAAUAGAGAUGCCCAUGCGGCCUGUGAGUAUUUAUUGGGGAAGGGGGGGGAUGUCAUCCAACCUGUUCUAUUUAAUUGAAGUAACAGCAGGGUUGCCUUUGCACAUAGUUUGGGAUGUACUGGAGCCUUUAACCUCCUGUUAGUUAUGAUCAUAAACACAGUGGAUUAGCAUGAUAGUAGAGCUGGGAGAUAUGGACAAAAAUCCAUAUCACGAUAAAUUCACUGAAUUAUAACGAUAACUGUGCACCACAGUUAUGUUGUUUAUAUUACCCUUAAAACUACUACUACUACUUUGAAUGAUGUAGCUAUCAAUUGUCCCAUUAACAAUCACCCAUAUUAGCAAACUUUCGUUUAAUUUCAAACUUCACAUUUCUCUAGUAGGGUUAUUUAUUUAAAGAGGUUAUUUAUCGUAAUGAACGAUAUCAAUAAAAUGUCCACGAUAAGUGGUUGGUUUGGUUGGUGUCGAUAAUUUUCAGUUUAUCUUCCCAGCUCGACAUGACUGCCUCCAAAAAUAUUAGCCUACACGUUUCAAACAUAUAAACUGAAAAUAAGACCCUGUGCUUUGUUUUUACAUACCCAAUCAAGCAUGUUUUUUUUUAGCAAGGAAGCUUGUUUACUCUGUACCUCUAGAAAUACCAUUAAGCCUAGUUCAGAAAUAAUUAGAAAUCAUAAACAUUUUGAGAUUUUUUUAUGAUGGCUCUGUAAUAGCAAAGACUGAACAUAGUUUGCUGUCCUCUCUCAAAUGCAAUGCUCUGGUAAUUCUGGUGUCACAUAAGGAUUGUCCAAGUUUUCGAUGUCCAAGUUCUCCUAUUAUACAAUUGCUCAUCCAAGGGUAAAAUAAACCCUUGUCCUGAUCAACCCCAUAGUGUCAUGCAUGCUGCUUUUGAUAACUAUAUGCUGCUCCUGUGGAUGAAGGCCAAGUGGUAUUUGUUUUGUGUGGCAGUGAUUUCUUCAUGGCCCGCUACCUGGAGGACCAGGACAUCCGGAACAGAGAGAAGGAGAAUCAGCCACCUAGUGUGUCUGUGCCUGAGCCGUCCCCUCCCACCGCACCCCCCAAAGACAAGAAGGGUGGAGACAAAGGUAACGAACCUCACCCCUGGGCCAGCCUGCCAGAUAAUCUGACAUCACAUCAUAUUACCACUGGAUGCUUUUCUUUCAAAACAUUAGCUUGUUCUCGAUAAAAUACAGCAGAGGGACCAUGUGUAUGUUUGAAUUAUGCAUAAAGAAAUGUGCUCGUGCUCAGAGGUCAUGUGCAGGUUAAGUGUUCCUCUGAAGUUUCCACCUGGGAGACACAUUGAGAGGUGUUAUUUUAAGAGCUCUGCCAGUAUUCGGUCUGAGCUCCACAGAGAAGUCUCGGUUGAAGCGCUGGUCCAAUGCACUCAUGUCUCUUACUUAUUUCCGUAGUGGUCCCCCUGUGGUAAACCGUCUCCUCCUCCCCUCUCUAGUGACAGAUAAAGCCCACUGUGUGUUGUAAAAGAGUCCCUGUGGGAGGCCUGGCCUCUCAGACAGUCACUGUGGGAAAUUAUUCUUCCUCUCAAGUUGUGUAACAACAUUGAGGCAGAUAAAGUUUGUUUCUGGUUUUCCAGGCAAAAAAGGCAACAGCACAGAGAAGCCCAUCCCGCCUCCAGAGCCCUCAGAGCUGGUCGUGCCUGGCUGCAUGGCCAUUGGUUCAGUGUCCUUGGCUGUGGCCAAGACUGGGGCUCUACUACAAUGCAUCCCCCUGUACAAGUACAUCAAAUCUCUGACAAACCAACAAGUCAGUGAGCCCCCCUUUCAACACGCACACCUGCACACACAGAAAUACACCAUGCAAUGUGACGUAGGUCAUUGAUCAGGAAUGAUAGGCCUAAAGGCAGAUACUAUAUGUGUGGGUGUAGGGCGGCUCUUUCAUCUAGUUGUCAUACAAAACAUGUAGGUCGUUUUUUUUUUUAAGUGUCAGAAGCGCUGACUAAGAUUAUUGACCAUCUUCUCUUGACUCGGCCAUAUAAUGUCCAAAAUCUGCUACUGUAACUAAAGUGUUCAUUAAUACCUCACCAAGUCUUUUAAGUCUCACUAUGCUUUUUCUUUACUUUAACAGCCGUGUCCAAAAGAGAUGCACAUCCCCGUCCCCUUGGUAACUUUGUUGAGCUGUGGCAAGAUGUCCCCAGGAAAACUCAAUUUACUGGAGGAGGUCAUUGUCAUCCCUAAAGCUGGACAAAGACUCAAACAAGUAUUGACACUCACAACCACAACAUCCUUUCAGCUUUUAUUCUCCCAUUUCAAGUUACACACUUUGUCCUCGAUGUGCCCAGUAUUACAGGGAGAGUCUAUCAAAACUCAGGUUUAUUCUUUGUGUUUUAUCUGGACACUUAUAUUUAAGAAAUUUAGCAGACGCUCUUAUCCAGAGCGACUUACAGUAGUGAGUGCAGACAUUCGUACUGGUCCCCUGCUUGAAUCGAACCCACAACACUGCCGUUGCAAGUGCCAUGCUCUACCAACUAAGCCACACACGACCAUACAGGACUAAUUGAAUACUAGUCUUGAGAGUGUCGAGGUUAAGUCAACCAAUGUUCCUGAUUGUUUUCAAACAUAGCACAUUUUCUCUGCCAAGCUUUGGUAUUACAUAGUUUAAAGAAACAUUUAUCUUAAACAGUCUGUGAACUCCCCCAACAGAUCAUUACAAUGGUCCUUGAGCUUCAAAAGGAGAUGAUGAAAAUAAUGAACACUGCUUCAAAAACAGGGGUAAGGAACAUUGCGGCAGAUCCUUGUAUAGUGGAUCUACUGUACAGUAUAGGGUGCUAUUUGUCGCACAGUUGAGUCAGGGUCUACAGUACAUGUUGUUUUUCCUACUCUACCUUCUAGAAAACAAAGCAAAUACAUUUAGGUGGUUAUAGAUAUGUUACCUUUUUAUUUAUUUCUAAGACUGAAUAUAUAUUACUUUUUACAACUUUUGUUGUGUUACAGCCUGAAUUGAAAAUGGAUUAAAUUGACGUUUUAUGUCACUGGCCUACACACAAUACCCCAUAAUGUCAAAGUGGAAUUAUAAUUUUAGCAUUUUUUUUACAAAUUAAUUAAAAAUGAAAAGCUGAUAUGUCUUGAGUCAAUAAGUAUUCAACCCCUUUGUUAUAGAAAGCCUAAAUAAGUUCAGGAGUAAAAAUCUGCUUAACAAGUCACAUAAGUUGCAUGGAUUCACUUUGUGUGCAAAAAUAGUUUUUAACGUGAUUUUUGAAUGACUACUUCAUCUCUGUACCCCACACAUACAAUUAUUUGUAAGGUCCCUCAGUCGAGCAGUGAAUUUCAAACACAGAUUGAACCACAAAGACCAGGGAGGUUUUACAAUGCCUCGCAAAGAAGGGCACCUAUUGGUAGAUACAUAAAAAUAAACAGACAUGGAAUAUCCCUUUGAGCAUAGUGAAGUUAUUAAUUACACUUUGGAUAAUGUGCACCCAGUCACAACAAAGAUACAGGCGCCCUUCCUAACUCAGUUGCUGGAGAGGAAGGAAACCGCUCAGGGAUUUCACCAUGAGGCCAAUGGUGACUUUAAAAUGGUUUAAAAAAAAUAAGCAAACACGUUUGGUGUUCACCAAAAGGCAUGUGGGAGACUCCCCAAACAUAUGGAAGAAGGUACUCUGGUCAGAUGAGACUAAAAUUGAGCUUUUUGGACAUCAAGGAAAACGCAAACCCAACACCUCUCAAUUCCAAUGUAAGGCAACAAAAUAGGAAAAAUGCCAAUACUUUCGCAAGCCACUGUAUCUAAUUAAGUAAGCAUUUCACUGUAAUGUCUGCACCUGUUGUAUUCGGCGCAUGUGGCCAAUAAAAUUUGAUUUGAUUUGAUUAAAUUAAGAUAUAUUAGUGUUUUUUUUUUUUUUUUUUUUUUUUUUUUACAGAUGUUAUAAUCGUUCUUCCACUAUGACAUUACAGAGUAUUUUGUGUAAGUCCUUGACAAAAAAUGACAAUUAAACCCAUUUUAAUCCCACUUUGUAACACAACAAAAUAUGGAAAAAAUCAAGGGGUGUGAAUACUUUAUGAAGGCACUGUAUACAUUACAUGAAAACUUCAAUCAAUUCAAUGCCGUCUGUUUAUGGUUAAGCACUAGUUGCACUAUCAAACUGCAAAGAUGAUCCAGCACUCUCCACAGAUAUAGGUAUAUUAUUAACGAUUCACUUUGUGUACAUUUAUGAUGGCUGACUAAACAUUCCUUCUCUCUUUCCAGCCUGUACUGCCAACAGUGUCUGACUCUGGAGCCUUAGUUGUUGGGUAUGAGCGUCCUGAGCAGCCUCUAGAUCUAAUUACUGAAGCAUCUAACAAUCUUGGAUUGGCACUUGGAAAGGGGAUCCAUUUGGCAGUAAACUGUGCUGCUCACAACCUAAUGGACUAUGUAUGUAAACAGAAUGUUUAAACAUGAAGAGUGUGCCCUUGCACAAUGAGUACAAUUAUAUUUAUUAAUUCUAUCUUUGCUCCUCUACAGCCAAAAGGAAAGUAUGAAGUUAUUACAGGAACACCCAAGUCUCCUGAUGAACUAGUGGACAUGUAUGAGGCUUUGAUUAGUAAAUACCCAGCGGUCGUAGCCCUGAUCGAUCCUCUGCGAAAAGAGGUAAGACGUGAACACAGCUCCGAACACAAUACCGCAGUAAACGAAAGACGUGUUGGUGAGUACAGAUGUGCUUGUAGAAACUCAUGGUGUGUGACCCCUGUGUAAGGAUGUGGAGCAGUGGGAGAGACUGAGCAGUGUGGUUGGAGCCUCGUGUAGCCUGCUCUCUGACAUCUCCUCCAAGCCCCAGUGUCACAGCACACGGGAUGAUGCCCCAUCUCUUCCAGGGGUCAGAGGGUAUAUACUCAAUCAGAGCAAUGAGACCACAGUCACCGACCUGAUCCAUGUCACCACAGAGAACAAA
Molecule: messenger RNA, 17669 nt
Organism: Coregonus sp. 'balchen'
Lineage: Eukaryota; Metazoa; Chordata; Actinopteri; Salmoniformes; Salmonidae
Source: the annotation of a GenBank genome assembly